GCCAUUGGGCUGGGCUAUUGCAUCUUUUCCGUUGUGUUGGAAGCUGAGGAGGCUAGAAGCUGGGAGGAGGCUGUGGUUUGCUGUGACCACUAGGCCCUCGGCCCUGCCCCCCGGAGAAGGGUGACUAAGAUAAUGGAAAUGGAUCCUGGUGGUCAGGACCUGCUAGCUUUGGAUCUUGAUGAUCCGGACGCGCUGGACUUCCUGCUAGAGGAAAGCGGAGGUUUGUGGACUGCGAUCGAGCAGGACGUGGAGGCUCCGCUGGACCUAGAGCUGUCGCCUUCCGAGAACUCCGGGCAAGCCCUGAGCGACUGGGAGGUAGAGGAUUUACUGAGCUCUCUGCUCAGUCCCUCCGCAUCUCUGGAUGGUCUCAGUUCCGCCAUCUCUUCUAUUCGCCACGACCACAACUACUCCCUCUCACAGGACCAUGUCUCCAUAGAUCUAGAUCCUGUGAACUUCGAAAAGGAGGGGUUCUGCAUGACUCCUCUGUGUGCGGAGGAAACAGCCGCAGAACAGGAGAUUGCUAGGCUGGUACUGACUGAGGAAGAGAAGAGGCUCUUGGAGAAGGAGGGGAUUUCUCUGCCCUCAACACUUCCUCUCACUAAGGUGGAAGAACAGGUUCUAAAACGCGUACGGAGAAAGAUUCGCAACAAGAGAGCUGCUCAGGAAAGCCGCAAGAAGAAGAAGGUGUAUGUCGGAGGGCUGGAGAGCAGGGUCUUGAAAUACACAGCCCAGAAUCAGGAGCUGCAGAACAAAGUACAACUUCUAGAGGAACAGAAUCUGUCCCUUCUAGACCAACUGAGGAGACUUCAGGCCAUGGUUAUUGGGAUAGCAAACAAAAGCAGCAGCAGCAGCACAUGUGUUCUGGUCCUGCUGUUUUCUUUCUGCCUUCUUCUUGUACCCGCUAUGUACUCCUCUGACACAAGGGGGAGCGUGCCAGCUGAGUAUGUUGCCUUUGUCUCUCCAGUGUUGCACCGUCAGCUCCGUGCCCUCCCCAGUGAGGACCAGCAUCAGAUGAAGCUGCCUGCCCAGCAGUUAAAGUUAAUGACGGACAGCACAAACCAGCUACUGGGUAGCUCAGAACAUACGCUCCAGGCCUCCAGCAACUUUACCUGCCUGCUAUACGACGCACCUCAAGCAGAACCACCUCUGUACUGGCCACACUUUGAUCUUUCCUCAGAGACCCCCUUUGCAGGUCCCGACCAUCCCCUGCAGGCAAAUCUUUCAAAGGAAGAGGAGUGGCUGCCUACCCAGAGCCCUUCUGUCAUCUUGCAGGGCAGGUAUUCAGGUUAGAUGUGAUAACAUGAGGGAAUCCUCAGCCUGAGGAUUCCUGUCUGUAUUUAAGUAAGACAGAAUGGGGGAAAGAGCUGGCCUUUUUUCCUGUGCCCUGUUAGGAUGCCUGGGAACUCAAGCACACCACACUUACUAGUUUUAUGGGUCUUUUAUUUAUACCCAUGUGUAUCUGUUGUUCCAUGAAUAGACUUGGAGAAAUUUA
This is a messenger RNA of Myodes glareolus (Bank vole), 1492 nucleotides long. It is a transcript of the gene Creb3, whose product is annotated as cAMP responsive element binding protein 3. Gene Ontology annotation, biological process: regulation of transcription by RNA polymerase II. NCBI's taxonomy places the organism in Eukaryota, Metazoa, Chordata, Mammalia, Rodentia, Cricetidae. Gene Ontology annotation, molecular function: DNA-binding transcription factor activity, RNA polymerase II-specific; RNA polymerase II cis-regulatory region sequence-specific DNA binding. Gene Ontology annotation, cellular component: nucleus. The record is from RefSeq and is a predicted model, not a curated record.